This is a messenger RNA of Prunus armeniaca (apricot), 495 nucleotides long. NCBI's taxonomy places the organism in Eukaryota, Viridiplantae, Streptophyta, Magnoliopsida, Rosales, Rosaceae. The record is from the annotation of a GenBank genome assembly.
AUGGCUUUGAGGGCAACCAACAAUUGGAGAUCUAUGCUAGUUCGGUUGGGAGAGAACCGAGCUUUUGCAACCUCAACCGCUCCCAAGAUGAAACCCAUUACACAAAACCUUCAUGCAAGUGAACCUACUGGGUCUACCUUCCGCCGUAUCAGGAAAUUUCUUACGAAGCCAGAGAAUGCACCGGUUGCCAUAGUGCUAGGGUUUAUUACGGUGCCUAUUAUUAUUGGGUUGCACAGCCUCAAACAGCAGCUGAUGCAUGCCCCGAGCGUCGUCUUCGAUAAGAAGAAGAGGGAAUCCAUGUUCGAGGUCGAGCAACCAGAUGUUGCCGUGAGCUCAUCCGACAGGUUUAUCAACAAAUCUUUCCUCAGGAAGGUGGGUCGUAUCCAGGAUCCUGGCAACCCCACCAUGCCUGAUCCAGUCCAACGUGACGCUUUCACUAGGCCUCGCACUGCGGAGACGCUCAAGACUGCUGGAGUGGACCCAAGCCGUCGCUAA